Molecule: messenger RNA, 1959 nt
Organism: Pestalotiopsis fici W106-1
Lineage: Eukaryota; Fungi; Ascomycota; Sordariomycetes; Amphisphaeriales; Sporocadaceae
Exons: 4
Coding region: 1-1959 (652 amino acids)
Source: RefSeq, a predicted model, not a curated record
AUGCCUUUAUUGGACGCUCAGGAGAGCCACCCGCCCGAGCCAAUAUGCAACAUCGUAACACCCGUCGGAAUGCUUGGCUAUGGCUUCAAUGAGCAACAAACUGCUGCAGCUCUCUCUCGACUCGUCCCCAGCGGCACACCAACAGCCAUCAUCCUAGAUUCGGGAUCAACCGACAGCGGACCUGAGAAACUGGCCCUUGGAAUCAUGACAUGUCCUCCGGCGGCAUACGCAAGAGACUUGACCAAGUUGGUCCGACUCGUGAUUCAGUUCCGGGUUCCCCUCAUGUUCAGUUCCGCGGGUGGCGACGGCAGCGACACGCAUGUGCAAGAAAUUAUGGCUGUAAUCAAAGAGAUCAUGUCAGCAGAUGAGUAUACGGACGUGCAGCUCAAGACAAUAGCGAUAUUUGCCGGCAUCGACAAGACUUUGGUGAAAGAACGACUGAGGAAUGGCCAGAUUAGUGGCUGUGGCAGAUAUGUGCCUCAGUUGACCGAAGAAGAUAUUGAGGAAUCGUCAAAUAUUGUUGCUCAACUAGGCCCCGAGCCUUUCGUCGACGCCAUGAUCGAGAAUCCAGACUUUGAUAUCAUUGUCGGGGGUCGGGCAUAUGAUCCAUCUCCAUAUGUCGCCUAUGCUGCAUUUAACUCGCAGGCGCAGCUACAUAAUGCCUCCCGGGACGAGAAGCAGAAAAUAUACGGAGCAUUUACACAUUUAGGAAAGAUUAUGGAAUGUGGUGGGCAGUGUGCCAAACCAAAGAGUCACGGUGCUGUUGGAACACUAUACUCCACUGGCGAGUUCGAUAUCUCACCACUGGAUCCCGCGGCCGCCUGUACCACAUUGUCCGUUGCAGCCCAUACCUUGUAUGAGAAGACAAGACCUGACAUCCUUCACGGGCCUGGCGGUUAUUUGGAUCUCAGCCGGUCAAAGUACAUGCAAAUGAGCGACGACAGGACAGUUAGGGUCUUGGGGAGCUCCUUUCACUUCUCAGAAGACGACGACCUCCCUUACACGGUGAAGCUUGAGGCAGCGCUGGUGGUGGGAUAUCGUACCAUGUUUAUGGGAAGCAUCCGAGACCCCAUUCUAAUCAGUCAAAUUGAUCAAUUGAUUGCCAGAAUCAAGGAAUACGUAGGCAUUCAGCAUGUCGACACUUCAGAGCGAUGGAAGGUAGAUUUCCAUGUGCAUGGGCGCAACACUGAUGAGAUAUUCCUCGUUGGUGAAGCUCUUGCCGACACGCAGGCAUUGGCCACCUCGAUUGCCUCCACAGCUAGAAUUGCGACGAUGCACGGCCCGUACAAGAAUCAAAAGGCCACAUCGGGAAACUUUGCAUUUGGCAUAGGCGGGAAGCUUGAAGUAGAGGCAGGUCCAUGCGCAGAGUUCUCAGUAUAUCAUUUGAUGGAAUUGCAACCCGGUGAAGAACGUCUUCACCCCACGCCAAGAACAUCAUCAGCUCCAGCCAUCGACAGCGCUGGAGAAAGGCUGAUGAUUAAACACCGCGUAGAGGUGGUUGGCCGUGGCAAGAGGCUAUCAGCAACACAACCAUCAUCUUCACCAAAGAAGCAGGCAGUCAACUUGAGCGCAAAUAAUGCCACCAAGGUCCCGAGACCAGCUUCCGUGUCAAAUCAAGUCAGCUCGACACCAGCCAAGCUCGGCGAUCUGGCGAGUGUCCUUCGCUCCAAGAACGCUGGGCCUUACGAGAUUACCUUUGACGUCAUAUUCGAGUCCGAAGAUAUCUAUGCCAGGGUCAAGAGCUCUGGUAUGCUCAGCCAGGAAUCGGUGGCGGCGGCAUUUGGCUUGCAAGUAGAUCAAAUUAUUUGGUGCGGCUUCUUCGAUGUGGCGCUUGCUUUCAAAUUCACCAUCCCGAGAAUCCGUGGGGGCCGAGCUGUCGCUGCUGGCGGCUUUAUGGAGAAUGAUGUUCAUGGAUCACAGCAGUAUCUGCCGCUCUUCAACAUGGAGCUACUCGUGUAA